CCUUGUUUGUCAACAUAAUUGCACAAGUGACACAUUUGGGGUGGAAAAGUCUGUGGGGUCCACUGAAGUAAAUGGAACCACGAUUUCAUGGAAGGUUGACAACCUGACUGAAUGGGACACAUCUCCAAUGUGCCACUAUACUGAUGAUGAUGAUAACCAGUGUAUUACCAGGCUUCCUAUAACCGUCUAUCAUCCUCCAAUAAAUGUCGAUCUCAGCUUCCUAAAUCACUCUGGGCCGAUGUUUGCAGGCCAUCAGUACACUCUGCAGUGUACAGUCGAGGAAGUUGCUCCUAUUAUUAAUCUCACUGUGAGUUUCUACAGAGGACAGACAGAACUACAGAGACUACAGUCCAGCAGCACAACAAAGGAGCCAGUGACUGAGACCUUCACUCUAGGCAUCAACCUUAGUAAAGAUGAUGGAGGCCUGUACUGGUGUGAAGCAAAGCUAGACCUGGGAGCUGAAGGACCACAGCCUCCUCCAGUGGUGACGUCACAAAACAUCACCGCCAAUGUUUACUACAAGCCUCAGCUGAAGGAGAGUCCUGAUCCAGAACGGAUCACCGUGACAAAAGGAGACCCUCUGCAUCUGAACUGCUCUAGUGAGGGAAACCCCAGCCCCUCCUACACCUGGACGCUCCCAUCAACCAGUCGCUCCCCCAUCAGUGGCAGCACUCUCAUUAUCGAGGCUGUAACUUCUACAGAUGGAGGACAGUACGCCUGUUUGGUCAGAAACUCUGUGGGGAAAGUGACUAAAAAGUUUACUGUGGAUGUCAAAGUGAACUACAUCCAUAUUAUAAUAGGGGUGGUGGUAGCAGUCAUCGUUCUUGCUGGCCUUGUCUUUGCUGUGUGGUAUCUGAGAAGAAACACAUACCGAAUGGGACAGUAGAACCUGAAGAACAUUUUCAUUCUUUGCCAUCGCUGUCAACACGUUGCUGAGCCUGUUGGAGAGUCAGUUUGUGGGUGAGGCCUCACGUGUAUGGACGACCUGAACCUGUUGCUACACCAUGCUAGGU
Scomber japonicus (chub mackerel) is the source of this 1013-nucleotide messenger RNA. RefSeq names its product pregnancy-specific beta-1-glycoprotein 8-like. NCBI's taxonomy places the organism in Eukaryota, Metazoa, Chordata, Actinopteri, Scombriformes, Scombridae. Gene Ontology annotation, biological process: cell adhesion. Bases 128 to 886 code for a protein of 252 amino acids. The record is from RefSeq and is a predicted model, not a curated record. The transcript has 4 exons. Gene Ontology annotation, molecular function: integrin binding.